CUUAGAAUAAUAAUAUUAAAAAUGCCAGCUACUAGAGGACCAAAGAAAUUUAUGUGUACUGCUCAAGGAUGCAACAAAGAGUAUAGUACAAAGUUUGCCCUGCAACGUCAUCUCUACACACACUCAGGCAUCAAAGCCUUUAAGUGUAACUACUGCCCGAAGAGCUUCUCUCUUCAGCAGUAUCUUCAAGAGCAUGAGUUCACCCAUACAAAGGCCAAACCUUUCGUAUGAGGAAUCGACGGUUGCACUGAAUCUUUCAGACAAAGAGGCAAGCUUUGACUACACCGAAGGACACAUCCAAGCUACAAGAAGAAGGAGUACAAGGUCUACGCUAGAAAGAACAAAGCUGGGAAAUGUCAACCUCAACCAAAAGACAUUUUGCCAGAAUAUCUGAAGCAAGUUGAAGAAGUGAAGGAGCAUCAGCAUCUACUGAAGGAUCUAAAAAAUUCCCGUACAUUACCGAUCCUAUCAACAGACAGCUUGAACUCCAUCGACCUGAGCAACUAUUGACUUUGUAACUUGUCAAUGCUUACCAUGCAAGUUCCAAAGAUUAUAUUACCUUCCCCAUCUCCACUGCUGAAAGAGUCAGAAGUUUUCAUGAAGCCAGAAAGGAUUAAUGAAAGAACUUCAGAGAGCACUCUUAUUGAAGUAGUUGGGGUGAGCCCCCUGGGCACUGGAUCUCAUGCAGCCUAUUCAUUUACGGCCAUGGGCAUCUAA
This is a messenger RNA of Moneuplotes crassus, 717 nucleotides long. The record is from the annotation of a GenBank genome assembly. Lineage: Eukaryota; Ciliophora; Spirotrichea; Euplotida; Euplotidae.